Molecule: messenger RNA, 1065 nt
Organism: Oncorhynchus gorbuscha (pink salmon)
Lineage: Eukaryota; Metazoa; Chordata; Actinopteri; Salmoniformes; Salmonidae
Product: ubiquitin-like protein 4A-B
Exons: 4
Coding region: 134-589 (151 amino acids)
Biological process (GO): post-translational protein targeting to endoplasmic reticulum membrane
Molecular function (GO): protein binding
Source: RefSeq, a predicted model, not a curated record
CACGCGCAUAUUGAGUAUUAAAAGCAGUGGGGAAGUAACUAGAACAUGAUUGCUGAUAAGGUUUGGGCUGUUUGGAGAAACAAAAAACCUGUUAUCAUAACGUUGAAUUGUUUUCAAUGACACAGUCAAUACAAUGAUUUUAACUAUAAAACCACUUAAAGGAAAGGAGUGCAAUGUACAGGUCACAGAAGAUGAAAAAGUCUCCAUGGUGAAAGAACUAGUGUCUGAACGUCUGAAUAUACCUGCAAAUCAGCAGCGAUUGCUUUACAAGGGGAAAGCCCUUGCAGAUGAACACAGAUUGAGCGAUUAUUCCAUUGGGCCAGAGGCCAAGUUAAACUUGGUGGUUCGUCCAGCAGGGGAGAGGAGUGGGAUGGCUAGCAGUAGCAGUGCGGUCAGCGGGGUGUGGCAGACUCUGUCCACUGUACUAGCGAAACACUUCAGCCCUGCAGAUGCAGCUAAAGUCCAUGAACAGUUAAUCAAGGAUUAUGAACGUUCACUUCGGCAACUCAGUCUGGAUGACAUUGAGCGCCUGGCCGGGCGACUGCUUCACCCAGACAGCGAGGGCAUGGACACAUCGUACAUGGAUUGAAAACCUGCCUGACUUGACGGUAUUCUGGCGAUUCACAGAGGUGCAGUGGGUUGUACAGGGAUAACAUGAAAGGUUGACUAUAGUGUAGCUGCAAAGCUUUUCGAUCACAGCCUGUCUUAAUGAUACUUUUCUUUGUUUUCUCCAGACAUUCCUGUACAAUUAAUAGGAUAUUUUCACAUGAUCAAAUCAGACUGAAACGAGAGCCAAUACCUUUUGUCUGUUGGUCUAAAAUUAUCACUGAGUAAUUAUGGAAGUUCUUAUUUAUAAGCAAUGUGUUGUAAAUGAAUGAUAGUUUACAGAAAACACACUCUGUAAGGUUACUUCUAGUUAAUGUUGUUCAGUGCAGUCAUUGUAUGAUUUGUAUAUAUUGUUUAUACAAGCAUAAAAAUAUUGACUGUUUUCCCUCAAUUUCAAGUACUCACUUGGUCUAGGCCUAGCAUAAUUCUUUAACUGAAUAAAGCACAAUCUACCUCAUA